AGACCAGGUAACGUACGGGUCAUAGAGUGGCACGAUGUUCCCAUUGGUAUUUGGCAGGAUGUCCUUUCCAAUCAUGAACCAAACGGCUUUCGAGUCCGUUCUCAGUACAAAGUCACUAAUCUCGAUCGUUUUGACAUCGAUUACUCGAAUUGGUCCCGAACUGAUGUUGAAUAGACCAUUGGGAGACAGUCCACGAAGUUGGACGACGUCGGGUAUUUGGAAAGCUGGACCGUUUGGCAACAACACUGAUGCUACCGUCUCACGGCGUUUAUGGUCCCGUAAUGAGAUCCAGUGAACGGACUGAGCGACAAUUCCUUCAGGAAGCGUCAGCAGAAUCGGUUGGAAGCCUGCGUACCAUUCAAGUGGUUGAGCGUACUUCACCAACAGGUCCACCUGAUUUUGACGGUCAUCGAUCGUUGAAGUCUCUUCCGCUUCUGGAUUCUCAAAGGCAUCUCUCCGAGCUCGUAAAAGACCGUCAGGCUUCUUUGAUUUUUCCGAGACUGGUUCGAUAGGAUUCAAUCCAUUCAGUAACAAAUUCGAAAUAGCCAAUCCAUUCCUCGCCUUCGCCUCCAUUGGUGGUAAUUGAUCUAUGGCAAAAGCGGCGAUGUCAAUGGGCUCGGGGCGAACGUAGAAACCAUUGUUCGAAGGGAACAUAUCGGCCAGCACAUUCUCUGUCUUAUUCAGUGGUCCCAACCAGAAUGUGACAUUCUCCGACAGAAGGGAGCCAGGCUGAAAGAAGAACUUCGAAAUGAUGAAUCGUUUGUUAUCUGCAAUCCAUACUGCACCAGACGGUUUGAAUUUCUUUGUGACACCAAUCUUCAGGGAGUCCUCUUUAUCCUUCGUCAUGCGAAAUUCCUUUUCUUUAUCGUCCUUCUCUUUGAUUGAUUGGUUCAGGGCAGAUGCCGCUUGGUUGAUUAACGUCUCCAUGAUGGUUGGUUGUGGUUUUGGUUUCCCGUCUUCUGAGAAUGAAGCACUGGGCAGUGGAAGGCGAGCACCACGCAGAGCAUUUGUCAUGGUUUCCAGCAGACCUUUCGAUCCCUCUUUACCACCGAAAUUCAGGAUGUUCUCUGCAAUUUUCGUGAACUGGUCCAGUGAUGCGCUGUUGGACAGUAGGGCCUCUAAAGGGUUCGGAGCUGCCGAGGCCGUCUGAGUAGCCGCGGAAGCCGCUGCAGGUAG
Molecule: messenger RNA, 1176 nt
Organism: Haemonchus placei
Lineage: Eukaryota; Metazoa; Nematoda; Chromadorea; Rhabditida; Trichostrongylidae
Source: the annotation of a GenBank genome assembly